This is a messenger RNA of Lasiodiplodia theobromae, 1071 nucleotides long. RefSeq names its product 3-hydroxyisobutyrate dehydrogenase. Gene Ontology annotation, biological process: L-valine catabolic process. The record is from RefSeq and is a predicted model, not a curated record. Gene Ontology annotation, cellular component: mitochondrion. Gene Ontology annotation, molecular function: NADP binding; NAD binding; 3-hydroxyisobutyrate dehydrogenase activity. Lineage: Eukaryota; Fungi; Ascomycota; Dothideomycetes; Botryosphaeriales; Botryosphaeriaceae. The transcript is spliced from 3 exons. Bases 1 to 1071 code for a protein of 356 amino acids.
AUGACUUCUCCGAAGAAUACUGUAGCGUUCAUUGGCCUCGGGGUGAUGGGUUAUCCAAUGGCCAAGAAUUUGAGAAAAGGCCUUGGUUCUGACCAAAACCUCGUCAUCUGUGACAUCGACAAGGACACCAUCGCCCGCUUCCAAGAAGAGACGGCAGAAUACGGACCGGUAGGGGUAGUAGCAAACGGCUUCGAGGCCGCGAAAACGGCAGACGCAGUCAUAACAAUGCUCCCCGACUCCUCCGCCGUCGAAGCCGUCUACCUCGACCCAACCACCGGCAUCGUCGCCGGCAUCUCCGCCGCCGCGACCACCUCGACUCACGGCCAACACAAGCUAAUCAUGGAAUGCGGCACCAUCGAAACCGCCACCAUCGCCGCCGUCUCUGCCGCCGUCGACAAACUCCAAGCCACGGUCCGCGCUUCGCUCCCGCCCACCCUCCCACCCCGCCUCCCCGCCGUCCUCCCCACCAAGCUCCCCUCCCCCCACAACACCCUCACCAUCUCCUUCGUCGACGCCCCCGUCUCGGGCGGGCCGAUGGGCGCCCACGCCGGCACCCUCGCCUUCAUGGUCGGCGCCGCCACCCCUUCAGACUUCUCCCACGCCCGGGACACCUACCUCACGCACAUGGGCAGCGCAUCGUCCAUCUUCCACUGCGGGCCCGUCGGCGCGGGGACCGCGUUCAAAAUCAUCAACAACUACCUGUCAGCCAUCACCUCGCUCGCGGCGUCGGAAGCGCUCAACAUCGGCGUCAAGGCCGGCUUGGAUCCGAAACUGCUGACCGACGUCAUCAACGCGAGCGGCGGGCAGUGCUGGGUGACGAGCUGCGCUAACCCGGUCCCGGGGGUGCAGGAGGGGGUGCCGAGUUCGCGCGGGUACGAGGGGGGGUUCAGGUUGGAGUUGUGUGCGAAGGUGUUGGGGAUGGGGAGGAGGCUUGCGGAGGAGGUGGGGGCGAGGACGGUGCUGGAUGGGGUGACGGCGGAGGCGUUUGCGGAGGCCGGGGCGGAUGAGAGGUAUAGGGGGAGGGAUGCGAGGGUGGUGUAUAAGUGGUUGAGUGAGAGUGAGAGGAGGUGA